AUGAACAAGAUACCAUCGACUGCAUUGCCGUUUCCUCAGCGGAAGGGGACACUGUUCAACAUUCAGUAUAAGGUAGCCUGCACCAACAGAAGUGUGGAUGAUCGCUACAUUGAAUGGAUGAGGAAGCUUUACAAAUACAUGGAGCCUUAUGUGUCCCAUUCCCCAAGGGCUGCGUACGUGAACUAUCUCGACCUUGAUCUGGGUAGUCCCUUCAACGGGAAUGCUUCAGUUGAAGAGGUGAGAGCUUGGGGUGAGAGGUAUUUUCAUCACAAUUACGAUAGGCUUGUCAAGGCAAAAACUCAGGUGUAUCCCAAAAACUAG
Messenger RNA from Cryptomeria japonica (Japanese cedar), 321 nucleotides. Its product is annotated as berberine bridge enzyme-like A. NCBI's taxonomy places the organism in Eukaryota, Viridiplantae, Streptophyta, Pinopsida, Cupressales, Cupressaceae. The record is from RefSeq and is a predicted model, not a curated record. Gene Ontology annotation, molecular function: oxidoreductase activity; flavin adenine dinucleotide binding. Bases 1 to 321 code for a protein of 106 amino acids. The transcript has a single exon.